CAAACUCUCGACUUCCUCAUUUCAACUUUCAGAAACCAUAGUCAACCAGUUCAAGAAAACCAAUUUUACAUCAAUCCACGAUGUUUUCAAUCUCAAACUCUGAUUGUCUUCAGACAAUUCGCUACCAAGCCGAGCAAGCUUAUUCGAACUUUCAAGAUUGGUAUAGGAACCUCACACCAAUCGGUCGUCGACUAGUUGGUCUCUAUGCCAUCCUCAAUAUCCUUUUGAUCGGUACACUUCUCAUCGUUAGCCCUUCAAGAGUGUUCAGAGCACUGGCUAGCUGGGCUAUCGAACUGCGGAUGUCAUCACUUGGACCGAUCUACCUUAUCAUCUUACUCACGGUUUCGAGUUUUCCUCCUGUCAUCGGUUUUGGUACGCUUAGUACCCUCUGUGGCUUCACCUACGGUUGGUUCUGGGGCUGGAUAGUUGCCACCAUUGGCUGUCUUUCUGGAAGCGCCGUGAGCUUUCUUGUAUUACGUCGAAACUUGCCAAGGUUUCAACAGUGGCUUGCCAAACAGAAAAGCUUUGCUGCUCUUCGUCAAGCAGUCGGUCUCAAAGGUCUCCCAUUGAUAUGCCUGAUUAGGCUUUGUCCUUUCCCCUUCACAUACUCGAACCUAUUCUUUGCUUCCCUUACCACCUCUUGCACACUCACCCAAUUUCUCAUCGGAACUCUAGCUACUGCGCCCAAGCUACUUCUCCACGUUUUCAUUGGUUCAAGAGUUUUUCAACUUUCAUCCGCACCAGGACUGGACCGCCUUACAAUUAUUCUCAACAUUAUUUAUAUCAUUUGCUCAGCCAUUCUCGGUGGCUCUGUGUCAUUAUAUCUAUAUAAAGCUACCAUGGCUCAAGCUGGUGCCAUCAGUCUUGAAGACGAUUCGCGAGGACCUUUGCUUCCGAAUGAAGAAGCCGGCGUACCUCCACAAUGGCAAGUCGAAUUUGAAGAGUUUGUGGUAGAUGAGGAUGAUGAAGAUCUCAAUGACCCUCCAACUACCCCUCUUGCACGACAAGGCUCAUAAAUUCAAAUAUCUCACCUAUCUUACCUCGGAGACACCUGAAAACCUAAAAUCUCAUGUAAUCGCCUCGCCCUGUUUUUACCAACACAAGAACUAAAGCUAUCUGAUUCCUUUCUUUUGUGUCUUAUCUUCUUUUUGUACAAGUUCCAAAAUACUGACACAUCCACUUAAAAUGUCUUUCGAGGAUGCUUAACACAGAUUUGUUUUGUUUUAUUUUGAAUUUGAACAGUGUAUAAAAUUGACUUGUUUUCAAGACCUACAUGAUUUAUUUGGCUUGCUAGCAUAGAUUGCUUAAGAUUGUUGUACCUAAAAAAAGAUUCAUUCUUUACUUCAAUACCUAGAACCCAGUAUGUGCCUAUAAUAGACCUUUGAUGUGUAAGAUCUUGU
This is a messenger RNA of Melampsora larici-populina 98AG31, 1400 nucleotides long. RefSeq lists its product as uncharacterized. The record is from RefSeq and is a predicted model, not a curated record. Gene Ontology annotation, cellular component: Golgi membrane. The coding region runs from base 81 to 1016 and encodes 311 amino acids. Gene Ontology annotation, biological process: mitotic spindle elongation; vesicle-mediated transport. Lineage: Eukaryota; Fungi; Basidiomycota; Pucciniomycetes; Pucciniales; Melampsoraceae. The transcript is spliced from 5 exons.